This is a messenger RNA of Aphis gossypii (cotton aphid), 3664 nucleotides long. RefSeq names its product dermokine-like. Lineage: Eukaryota; Metazoa; Arthropoda; Insecta; Hemiptera; Aphididae. The record is from RefSeq and is a predicted model, not a curated record. The transcript has a single exon. Bases 805 to 1218 code for a protein of 137 amino acids.
CACGGACAAAAUUAUUUUUUCUAGAAAUUCAAAGAUGAACUAAAAUUAUAACAAAAUUAUUGAUUUUAACGAUGGAUAAGGAUUUUAAACAUUUUGCUAUAAAUAAAAAACAACAUUCGCGGAGACUCGAAACUUACGUACCUACAUUUUAAAUGAUGAUAUAUUUUAUUGUUAUACAUUUUACUAUUAGUAAGCUGAUAUUAGACUGACUAGUAGUAAGCCUUAUUAGUAGGCUGACAGAUCGUGAAAAUCCUUUUUUUUUUUUUUUGUAUAUUAUAACGAUGCCGUCGAAUUCAAAAUAUCUAAUACACCCAUCCGGCGACCGCAGUGACCCACUCCACGGCGAAACCGCGGUUACCCACUUUUCCACCUCUCGCCAAUCUCAAAAGUUUAACCUCAGCAGGCGUGGGUACUUACAGGUUUUCACCUCCCCUCGCGGUCAUAAUAUCACACCGGCGCGAUGACGCGAGUGACGAUUAUUUGCGGCACUCGUUCCCGGAAGUAACGGAUAGCGUAUUACGUAUUAGGCACGGUGCGACCUAUAUAUAUAUACGCGUCCACCGCGGGUCUUACGGGCACACGCGUAGUGGCCACGUGCGUGUGUUUCGCAGGUGUCACGUUGCCGGGAACGUGUGUUCGUACGCCGCGGCCGAGUAGGAAGGCGACUACUUCGGCGUCGUAGCGGCCACACUCGCACUCCCGGGUCCGACCCGCACAGCCGUGUACGACUGACCUGACUCGACCUGUAACGAGACGGCAUCACCGCCCAAGACCGCCUGAACAGGACCGCACCGCAAUCGUACCAUGUCCGCCGUCGGUUGGCCGUUCGGCGGUGAUAUUUCGCGCGGGUCGUCCUUCGACGGAGGAAGUUCGUCCAGCGGUUCCAGCGACGACGGAGGAAGUUCGUCCGGCGGUUCCAGCGACGACGGAGGAAGCUCGUCCGGCAGCAGUUCCGGCGACGACAAUUCCGGAAACUGCGGUUCGGACAGCGUGUCGUCGUCGUCGUCGUCGUCCGACGAAGAAGCGUACGGCGACGGACCGGUGGUCAAGUGGCUGAAGAUGUUCCGCACCACCAUCCACCAGGUGGCCGCCGGCGACAAACGCCUUUGUCCGCGGCAGCCGGUCAAGACUAUCCUCCGGCCGCUGACCACGUACAGAUACGUGGUUGGCAUGUCCGGGCUACAGUACAAGGUAGCCGUUUAUCCGAAAUACUCGUAAACCCCACCACCCACCCCAUCUUGUGUAGAAUUCAACUCGGAACGAAAACAAUUCAAUAAUUAUUAUUGGCGACGAUUCGGACACUGUCGACUUAUUAUGUUUAGUAGCUAUUAGAAAUGCCCUGUGUGUGUGUGUGUAUGUGUAUGUGUAUUUAUCAAAACAACUCGUAAAAAUUAAAACCUUUCAAAUGCAUAAACGCUUCGGAGUACGAAUUUCAAAUAUAUUUCAUUAAAUUUAUUGCCAAUUGUUGAACUAUAUGGUUAAAAAAAAAUACGAAUAACACAAAAAAACAUUUAAAAAAAAGUAACAGUAUAUGUAAUAUAUUAAAUUAUUGUUGUAUAAAAUUGGAAUUUUAUAUAAAUAAUUCGCAUUAAAUUUAUAGUCAUUACAAAAUAUAAAAACAUAGGUACACCGAAGCAUAUGUAAUUUUAAAAUUUUGUAUUUUCCUUAUUUUUUCAUCAUCGUGAUAUAUUAUACAUCGAUUUUGAUUUUUAAAUAGUGUCUUAUAUUUUUACUUUCACAAACUGAAAAAAAUAUUUUUCCAAAAAUGAUUAUGCAAGAACACUGAAUGUUUGUUAAUGAUGAACAUUGAAAAACAUUUAAAAUAUUAUUAUGAAAUAAAAUCAUGUCGAUUUUGACGAAAAAGAUUUACCUAAAACAUGAUAUUUUACUUGUGAGAAUUUUAAUAUAGUUAUAGAAAAGUAUAAAGGUACAUAUUGGUACUUUUUUAAUUAUUUAAAUGUUCUAUGCUAUUACGAUCAUAAUCAUUUCUUGCUUUAAAUUCGAUGUAGUAGCUGGUUUAAACUUUAUUAUUAGUAAAAUACCCUUUACCUACCUACAUACAUCUUCCCUUUUUAAUAUUACUACAUUUAUAAAAAUCGCAAUUUGAUAAAAAUAAUUACUAUUAAAAACAUAAGAGAGAUAUAUAAUACUGAAAUAUAUGAAACAAUGAAACAUUAUUAUAAUCUAUAACUAAUUAGCAUUCAGCAGGUUAGGUUAGUAUUACCUUCGACCUACCUAAUAUAUACCAGGGACUAAAAUAUUGUAUGUAAUAUAAAAUGUUAAGUAUGUAAUACGAAAUAAUUAAAAAGUGUGUAAUGGUCUAACUGUUUUUCUCCUUAAUUUUAUUUUUAAUUAAUUGAUUUGUAUAAUAUAUAUUAAUAUAUCGUGUAAAAAUAUCUUUUCUACAUGAUAUAUAUGUUGCUGGCAAAGUGAAAAUAUAGUUGUGACCAUCCUCGUUUGAGCAAAACUAUAGUGACUUUUAUCGUACAUUUUUUUUACGACCAUAAAAUGUAUGAUCAUUUAACGACCACACGUAGUCAAUUUUCGUUGUUAUCGUAUUUUAUUUACUUCUCGUAUUAUAGUUAUACAGAAUACACAUUACUAAGUUGGAACAAUAUUGUCGGUGGGAGAAUAAUAACUAAUAAAUAAUAAUGUAUAUUAUGUAAGCACCUCAAAUAUAUAUUUUUGUCGUAGUUUUAUAAUUAAAUGUAUUAACUGUUCAAAUGCUUAAAAUUAACAUUAUACCUACCUAAUGUCACUAUAUUGAAGUAAAACUUCUUUACGCGGGGUAGUGAGGAAAAAAAAAGCGAACGGUCGGCCGUACGAACGUGAACGCUUACAUGUGUUACUAUAGUAACUAUAUAGUAAAAUUAUUAUUAUUAUAUAUGUUCAGUCGCAAAUGUACGUUUCGUAUUUCAGUUAUCAUAUGCCAAUCAUAACUACUAUACCGAUUGAGCAAAAUGAUAAUCAUUAGAAUAAAAAAAUUAAAAAUAACUCUAAAAAAUAUAAAUUACAUUGUUUUUUUUCUUUCUUUAUUAUCCUCAUUACCCCAGUCUAUCCAUGCCUUUCUUUUUCACUCACUCAUGUGUACCGUUUAAAAGAAGUUUCACUUCCCGCGCGCGUACUGGUAACACAUACAUAUUUUUUUUUGCUUAUUUAAUCAUAAUUUAAUGAUAUUUUAAUAAUAAUAUUUAUUUUAUAAUUAUUUAUAUUUUAAAUUAUUAUAGUAUUUAAAACGUUAUGGUUUACUCAAAUAAGGUUAGUCACAAUUAGGUUUCCCAGGACAAAAGCCGAAAUAUGACAUUUUGCUAAAGUUUUGUGGACAGUUUGCGUUUUUCCGUAGCAUAUACUAACUGUUAACUAUGUAUACCAUAUAGUUUAAUAUCGUACUAUAUAUUAUUCAUAUAGAAACUUUGACUAAUUUAUAUGUCCGUUUAUGGUUUAAAUAUAAUGUUUUGAGGGGUAUGGAGACAGAUGGACAAAGCCCGCGGUAAUACUAAGUUUAAUAUACAUGUGUAACAAAAUAUAUUUUUUAGUCUCUGAUAUAUACUUAAUAUAUGAUAUUAUCUUCUAUACAAAAAUCCUAUACCUACUUUUCAAUUAGCGUAUUAUAGUUUAAUGUGUUUCAUAUGAAUCAAACAAUUGUUGAUAAAUAUGUAACAAU